UUUCAUUUAGACAAAGAGGCUCAAUCAGAUUGGAGGUUUUCUCCUAAUUCUCUCAACCCUCGAGCUAGGGUUCCUCAAGUGCAGAAAGAAGAAGAAGUGUUAUGACGAUGCUUUUACGUGAGUUCCUUGGAUUAGAUCGGAAGCUCCUCGGCCCAAAGAAAGCAAGCCCAUAGUGUUGAUCGGACUGGAAGCAGUUAGAGGCACGUGCGGAGCUCGAACAGAAGGUUGACGGUUGAAGAAUGAAGCAGAGUUAGUUGAAGAUAAGUCGAGAAGCUUCGAAGUUAGUUAACGAUUCUUUCCCCUUUCCCCUUUUCUUUUUCUUUUCUGUUUUGGAUUUUCCCCUAUAAAAAGGGAAGUUUUGUACUGAAUAGGUACAUGUAGUGGGUGACAGACACUAUACUUAGACUAGGUUUUUACAAAUUCUCGCUUUAGUUUUAGAUUUACUGUUUUCAUAGAAGUAGAAACUUUGAUCUUUGCUUCGCUGGGGUUCUUUGAUCUCUCCAUUGGGUGACAGACGAUGGAAUCUUUGACUCUGGUGAAUUCUUGGCACUUACUGGAGGAAGGUUGAGUGGGAAGGAAAUAGUUGCUGCUAGACUGGCAACUCAUUUUGUCCUUUCUGAGAUAGAAUCAAUUCUCCAAGUUGUAGGAUCAACUGCACUUAUUCAAUUUACAAGCAAGGAGCUUUUAUGUGCUGAGGUAAGUAUGUUUUUCACAGCAGAAUGCAAUUUUUUUUCCCUCUAUGUUUUUUAUUAAUUAUCAUAAUCAAUUAUUUGAAUAAUUCACCUCUGGUUAUUAGAGGCAAGCAUUGUUUUUGCAUAUCUGUGCUUCAACUUUGUAAUUCCUCCUUCUAAUAACCUUAUUGUGUUAUAUCAAAUAUCAACAUCAGAUAUUUCCCUUCAAGGAAUGAGGCUUUUUUCUGAUGAUGUCGUCAAAAUGUGAGAAUUUAAACAGGGUAAAACAUGAUAUACUAGAGAAUUACAGCAGAUACAUGUAGGUUAUACUUUACAUGUUACACAUAGGUUGCUAUCAAUGAUAGCUAGCUAUUGUUUACAGGAGUAAAUAUCUUAAAACAAGACAUAGUUACUACUUAAAGUAAAGCUCAACAAGCCUCUUCAAAGUGUCAAAUACACUAGUGAAAGGAUUAAGCUCAAUAGGGGAGUUCAGUCCUAUAUCAGGAAAUUAGUUUGUAAGUGCCUGCUGCAUUCCAAACAUAGACAUCAUAGCAGCCAGCUGACUAUUGGACAUGACUUCACAAUCCUGUGGUGUAUCUUUAAUUUUGCUUGGCUCAUAUCCAAACUUUGUAAGGUAAGACUUGUACUUCUCAAUAAAUUCAGGUCCAGGGUUAGGUGUCCUUGAAUAUAUCUGAUAUUCAUUAAUAACUAUUAAUCAAAGAGCUGUGUGAUGCAGUGUUGUUUCUUUUCUUUAUCUAAACUAACAAAUAGCAUUAGAUGUCACAUAUGACAUCGUUGAAAAUUCAAAUAAAGCUUUUAUGAAUGAAGUUCAAUGACUACAAAGUUAUAAUGUUUGCUUAACACAUGGUUCAAGAUUCAAGAAUAUUUAAGUUCAGUAAAUACCUGGAUAAAACUUUUAUCCUUAGCUCCCGAAACAAGAUGUUUGCCCUGAAUUCACAAGGCCUGAUUCUUUUUUGGGUUUAUGAAAACAGGUGAAAAAAAUGGCCCUUCAUAACAUGAAUACAACAAUAAAAAAAAUAUGUGAACUUACAAGCAGAACAUGAUUGCAUGAGCUAAAGUAUAUUUUAAGAUUCCUUUGAACCUUUCAUGUCUAAGUUCCAUAUCAUGUAUUCUUUUUUGCACAGAUUAAUUCUCAAAAUUGGUUGCUACCUUGAUGGAAACCCGGCAUGCUUCCAUCAUACCUGUUUCUAUUCUUUAAUUUAUGGUGACCUUGAUUCUGUACAGAUUAACUCUCAUCUAGUUUCAAGGAGUGGAUUUAAUCCAAAUCUGUUUUUAGGUUCUAAUUAAUUAGAUUUGGAUUUCGUCUUUCCAAAUGUUGUUUAAUGGGUGUCUCCUUGUGUAGAUUUGGUGUUUCAUAUGCCUAAAUCAGAAGCUGUAGCAUAUUCUUUUGUGCACAAUGUAUUGAAUGCAGAAUUCUUGAAUAAAUAGUUAACUGAACUAUUGCAGUGUAACUGGACUAAAAAAGUUCAGUUUAGUUUUUUUGAACUAUUUUUUAGUUCAGUUUAGAUUACUUGAAUGAUUUUAUAGUUAACUAUAAUUGUUUAUAGUUAAGUGCAGUUUAGUGCACUUUGCCCACCCUACCUACCCCUCCGUCGACCCCUAUGUUACGUUACAACGAAAAGGGUUUAGGGUUUUUGUGAAGCAAUGGACAAAGAAAACCAACAAAGUGUGCCGGUUCUGCCAUGGAUGCGCCACCCCGUCGACGUCACUCGCUGUGAACAACUCUCCCUCCGCAGAGUUCCUUUUCUGGACCGCAGAUUAAAGUCGGCGCUAGAGAACAUGGAAAUAUCAAAUCUGUUUCCGGUUCAAGUCGCGCUGUGGCAAGAAACUAUUGGACCAGGUAACUUUGAGCGAGACCUUUGUAUAAACUCGCCCACAGGAAGUGGCAAAACCUUGGCCUAUGCUCUUCCCAUCGUGCAAAAGUUGUUGCCUACUUCCACUGUCAAGUGCCUUCGUGCUUUGGUUGUGGUUCCCACCCGCGACCUUGCCUUGCAGGUUAAACAGGUUUUCGAUGCUAUUGCAUUGCCAUUGGGCCUGCGUGUGGGGUUGGCUGUUGGUCAAUCUUCGGUUGCUGAUGAGAUAUCUAGUCUCAUUUACCUACCGGGCGAAGAGGAGGGUGUAGAUCCUGGGUUUUUGUCUCCGUUCUGGUUUCAAAGUAAGGUGGACAUAUUGGUGGCAACCCCCGGAAGGCUUGUGGACCAUGUCAACUUGUCUAGGGGUUUCACAUUGAAGCAUCUUCAUUAUCUUGUGGUUGAUGAAGCUGAUCGGUUGCUCCGGGAGGACUACCAGUCCUGGUUGCCCACCGUACUUAAGUCGACCCAAUCUAGCAACAAUGAUUAUGGUGGUGAUGAUGUUUUCCAAUUGGGGUUCCCUUAUUCUCCCUGGAGUAGAAGAACAUGUAGUGGAGUUGAGAGGGGGUCUAACCCUCACUCUAGGCUGGCAAAGGUGGUUUUGUCUGCGACAUUAACUCGAGAUCCAGGAAGGCUUGUUAAGCUUAAUUUGCAUCACCCUUUGUUCCUCAGUGCUGGCAAAAUGCGGUAUAGGCUCCCAGAAAAUUUGGAAUCAUUCAAACUGAUCUGUGAAAGAAAGGUCAAACCCCUGUACUUGGUUGCCCUUUUGAAAUCCCUAGGAGAAGAAAAAUGCAUAGUUUUCACAAGAUCUGUGGACUCAACACAUCGUCUAUGCAAUUUGCUGAAUUGUUUUGGAGAUCUGCAAAUUGACAUCAAAGAAUAUUCUGGUCGCCAACAUCAACGUGUAAGAAGCAAGACACUGAAUGAAUUUAGAAAAGGGCAGUUUCAAGUGCUUGUAUCUUCUGAUGCAAUGACUCGUGGAAUGGAUGUAGAAGGGGUAAGAAAUGUUAUUAAUUAUGACAUGCCCAAAUACAUAAAGACUUAUGUUCAUCGAGCUGGCAGGACUGCAAGAGCUGGCCAGACUGGGCGUUGCUUUACAUUGAUGUCAAAUGACGAGGUUGGACGGUUUAAGAGGUUGAUGAAAAAGGCUGAGGCUAGUGCUUGUCUUGAGCAUACUGUUCCUUCCCAUUUGAUUGAAGAACUUCAUAGUACCUACCAAUCAGCACUAUCAAAAUUAAAGGAGAUAAUAUUGGAGAAUCGCAGGAAGCCCAAGGAUAAGUCCUGUCAAUAGAUCAGAAAGAGAGAAAAGAGAAAAAGUAUUUCACGGGAAUGGCUGCCAAUGAUUUAUAUAGAUAGUGAAGUUAAUUUAUUUUAUUACUUUACUAGAGUUAACCUAUUUUAAGAUUCUUGUAGAAUGAUAUUUAUUACUGUUUUAUUUAAUAUAUCAUUGUUUUUUAUAA
Vigna angularis (adzuki bean) is the source of this 4002-nucleotide messenger RNA. Its product is annotated as DEAD-box ATP-dependent RNA helicase 1. Gene Ontology annotation, cellular component: nucleus. The transcript is spliced from 10 exons. The record is from RefSeq and is a predicted model, not a curated record. Gene Ontology annotation, molecular function: ATP binding; nucleic acid binding. Bases 2337 to 3833 code for a protein of 498 amino acids. Lineage: Eukaryota; Viridiplantae; Streptophyta; Magnoliopsida; Fabales; Fabaceae.